AGAAAAAAGAAUAAUGUAGAAUAUUAAAGAAUGGAGAAUAAAUUCCUAGAUUUCUGGUCGGAGAAUCAUAGAAUAAUAAAAAGAGAUGAUUAUGCUGGGGAGCCCCAUCAAGCUGGAUUUGCUACUGUAGAAACUGUUCAGCUUUUGGCACAGGUUCUAACCAUAGGAGGGGUUAUUCUGCUGAGUGCUCUAGCUGGAGAUGGUAUAUUUAACAGAUUUAGGUUAUGGGCAGACCCUGCCAGAUUUGGAUAUCCUGCUCUAGGGUAUCAGUAUCCUGGUCUACACCCUGCUGGUGGUGUUCAGUAUCCUGCCCUACACCCACAUAGUAGUCUUCCUUAUACUAGCAUAUACUCGGAGUACUUCCAGACACAUCCGUAUCUUAGAAGCUCUCAUAUACAACCUGUUUACACAACAACUAAACCAGUUCAUUUCUACAAAUACAACCAGCCAAAACCAGUUUAUCAACAACAUAAACCGGUUUAUCAACAACCUAAACCAGUCUACCAACUUCCAAAACAAGUCUACAAACCGCAAAAACCAGUUUAUCAACCACGAAAACCAAUCAACCAACAAAAUAAACCAAACGAUAACUCUGUCUACCAGAAACUAAGGCAACUCUACAAAAAUCAACAGGAUUACAAACAAACGAAACCAGUCCACUAUCAACACAAACCUAUUUACAAGCAACAAAAACCAUCAUACAACCAACGAAAAGAAAUCUAUCAAAGACAAAAACCUCCUAUCCAUCAGAAGCAAAAGCCAAACCAAGCCUACAAAACGCAUGAUAUUCCCUAUAAUAAACCUAAACAAGUUUACCAACCCCCUAGAUCAGCUUACAAGAAUGAAGUAUCUUCAAAUCCACAGUAUGGCCAUGUUUCUUUUCCUAGUGUAAAUGAUCAUCAAUACAAUCAACCUUCCAUUCAAACCUCAAAAAGUAAAAAACCAGAAGCUUCAAAGUAUCCGACCUUUUUGCCGGAAGAAAAUUUUACUGUUAAUGAUGACAAUACUAAUAAAAACCCAGAAGCUUCAAAAUAUUUGAAUUUCCCACCGGAAGAAGAUUUUACAGAUUAUGAUAAUAAAGAUAAAAAGCAAGAAACUUCAAAACAUUUGACUUUUCCCCCAGUGGAUGGAUUUUAUGAUGAUAUUUCUAAAGAUUAUACAAGAGAUGCCACCCCAAUAGACGGCAGUAUUGAAAAACAACAGCUGAACACACCUAACCAGUACAGUACAAACUUUGCUGAGAAUGUACUAGCCAGCAAAAUACCAGAACCAAAACCUGUAUUGAGUAUCACCAAUUCAGAAUUAGGAGGAUAUAAGACACAAGAUUCUUACCGAUUUAAGUCAAGCCCCAGACCAGUUUACAAACCAGAGAAGAAGUAUGAGAGUGAUUUUGUUCCCUCCUCAUAUGAUUCGUUUCAUAUAAUACCAGCACAAGGAAUGAUUUUGAUCGAAACCAUUUAUACGACAUCACUUCCCUUUACAAAAAUGGAAUCCAAAAUAAUUUUUUUAAAUGAUCUCUAUCUCGAAGAAAUAUAA
This is a messenger RNA of Eurytemora carolleeae, 1536 nucleotides long. RefSeq names its product DNA-directed RNA polymerase II subunit RPB1. NCBI's taxonomy places the organism in Eukaryota, Metazoa, Arthropoda, Copepoda, Calanoida, Temoridae. Bases 31 to 1536 code for a protein of 501 amino acids. The transcript has 5 exons. The record is from RefSeq and is a predicted model, not a curated record.